This is a messenger RNA of Aphis gossypii (cotton aphid), 1671 nucleotides long. RefSeq lists its product as uncharacterized. The record is from RefSeq and is a predicted model, not a curated record. The coding region runs from base 1 to 1671 and encodes 556 amino acids. Lineage: Eukaryota; Metazoa; Arthropoda; Insecta; Hemiptera; Aphididae. The transcript has a single exon.
AUGUCACUUUUUGACUCAAGAUACGUAUUUCCCGCAAUUGGUUUUGUGAUUUUACCUCAAAUUACAGCCCCUUUGCCAACCACGCACUUGCCUUUUAGUGUACGCAAUCGGUACAAACAUCUGUUGCUCGCUGAUGAGCACUUCGACGCUCCAGCGCGGAUCGACGUGCUUUUGGGCGCCGAUAUUUUUCCUGUUCUCGUCCGGUCACAUGCUGGUGUUGAACAUAAUGCAGGUUUUCCAUCUGCUCUCGACACCAAAAUUGGUUGGAUAAUCUUUGGAUCCUUUUCUACAUCGAACAAAACGUCGUUAGUUUCGCUUACAACCGUCGUAGAUCAGUCAAUCAGCGAUCAGUUAUCACGGUUUUGGUCAAUUGAAGAACCUGACGCUCCGGUAGUACCAACCACUGAGGAUCAGUGGUGCGAAGACUACUUCUCCAAAACUACAUCGCACGAUUCAUCUGGACGAUUUUGCGUCGCUCUUCCUUUUCGCGACUUGUUCACUGCUUCGGGAUCACUCAGUUCUACUUCGUUUCACGGUCACGGAGAUUCUCGUGUCAGUGCAUUAAAACGAUUUCAUAACCUCGAGAAACCUUUAAACAAGGAUUCCAAUUUAUAUGCCGCUUAUCGAAAAUUCAUGUCAGACUCUCAAACAUUGGGACAUAUGGUGCCAGCCGCUGAGGCGGGAAGGUACUUUAAACCGCAUCAUGCCGUACUUAAAUCUGAUGGUGAUUUGUCAAAAAUACGUGUUGUCUUUGACGUGUCGGCAAUAUCCUCGUCUGGUCGUUCGCUAAACAAAGUGUUAUGCACGGAUCCGAAAUUACAAACCGAUUUACGCGACAUUUUACUACGUUGUCGUACACACAAAUAUAUCAUGACCGCCGACAUUGUUAAAAUGUAUCGACAGAUUCUAAUCCGUCCAGAAGAUUGUAGCUUUCAACAUAUUUUUUGUCGUGAAUCUCCCAACGAUGAACUGCAAGAAUUCCAAUUACGCACUAUCACAUACGGUUUGAAUUGUGCUCCAUAUUUUGCAAUACGAUGCUUACACGAACUUGACACUCAAGACGGUCAUCGAUUUCCAUUGGCAAAGGACAUUCUCACCCAUGCCACCUACGUGGAUGAUAUCGUAUUCGGCGAUGAUACCGAAGAACAGAUGCUACUUCAAAAGCAAGACAUCAUUGGUCUACUUCGCAGUGGUGCAUGUGAACUGAGUAAGUGGACCAGCAAUAGUAAAAUUGCCUUAAAUUCCGUCCGUCUUGAAGAUAGAACUAAAUCUGUGUCGUUCGAUCCAAAGGAUGAUCAUUCGGUUAAAGUUCUCGGUUUACACUGGGACACAGAGUCCGACAAUUUUGCCUAUCACACGAACACUCAACAAUCCUCAUCCACCAAGCGUCAAGUGCUUUCAAUUAUUGCUCGUCUGUUCGAUCCGAUCGGUGCUUUAGGUCCUAUGUUGUUGUGGGAAAAAGAGUUUAUGCAACAGUUGUGGUGCAACAAACUCAAUUGGGAUGAUCCACUGCCCGCUGAACUACUAUCCGUGUGGCAACAGUUUUGCGUGGAACUUCCGUCAAUAUUUUCUUUAAAUAUACCACAUCAUAUUGAUGUCAUCUGUUACCAAGACAUUCAAUUGUUGGGCUUUGCAGACGCGUCAAUUAAAGGGUUCGCCGCCACCGUGUAG